Messenger RNA from Zootoca vivipara (common lizard), 2552 nucleotides. RefSeq names its product SRY-box transcription factor 8 (gene SOX8). The record is from RefSeq and is a predicted model, not a curated record. Gene Ontology annotation, cellular component: nucleus. Gene Ontology annotation, biological process: neural crest cell development; negative regulation of transcription by RNA polymerase II; peripheral nervous system development. Gene Ontology annotation, molecular function: RNA polymerase II cis-regulatory region sequence-specific DNA binding; DNA-binding transcription factor activity, RNA polymerase II-specific. NCBI's taxonomy places the organism in Eukaryota, Metazoa, Chordata, Lepidosauria, Squamata, Lacertidae.
UCGGUGGCUGCGAGGAGGACGCGUUUGGAGAGCUCCGCUUUUUGCGCACGGGAGAGUUUAGCGCACCGGAGGGACUUGCGCGUUUGGCGCUGCUGCGGCUGCCGAUUCCGUUCCGGAGGCUCCUACUGGUGCUGCGGCGGCUGGCCCAGUGUCGCUUUUCGCCCGGCAGGCAGCUUGGCAUCCUGCGCCCGGCUGCCUCUCCGUCGCGCGCUCCAGGGACCGUGCGCUCCCGGCUGGCCUGUGCCUGGCUCCUGGGCCCCGCUGCUGGGGCGCCCCGCUGUUCCCGGCCGGCUCUACCCGCGCGCCGCCAAUGCUGAACAUGAGCGAGGAGCACUCCAAAGCCCUGGAGGCGCCGGGCAGCCCAGCGGGCACGGCCAGCUCCAUGUCCCACGUGGACUCGGACUCGGACGCGCCGUCGUCGCCCGCUGGCUCGGAGGGGGCCCCGGGGGCGUCCUCGGCCUCUUCGCAGCGACCCGGCGGCGGCGGGCCCAAAGGCGAGCCGGGGGACGUGGACGAGCGCUUCCCGGCGUGCAUCCGCGACGCCGUCUCGCAGGUGCUGAAGGGCUACGACUGGAGCCUGGUGCCCAUGCCCGUCCGCGGCAACGGGGCGCUGAAAGCCAAGCCGCACGUCAAGCGGCCCAUGAACGCCUUCAUGGUGUGGGCGCAGGCCGCCCGGCGGAAGCUGGCUGACCAGUACCCGCAUCUGCACAACGCCGAGCUCAGCAAGACGCUCGGCAAGCUGUGGCGUUUGCUAAGUGAAAGUGAGAAGCGUCCCUUUGUCGAAGAAGCCGAGCGCUUGCGAGUCCAGCACAAGAAGGACCACCCAGACUAUAAAUAUCAGCCACGCAGGAGGAAAAGCGUCAAGGCAGGCCAAAGCGAUUCUGAUUCGGGAGCCGAAUUGAGUCAUCACAGUGGGAACCAGAUCUACAAAGCAGACACUGGUCUGGGAUCCAUGAGCGAAACUCACCACCACAGUGACCAUGCAGGGCAGACCCAUGGGCCCCCUACCCCGCCCACCACCCCCAAGACGGACCUCCACCAUGGGGGCAAGCAAGAGAUGAAGCACGAGGGGCGCCGUCUAGCCGAGAGCGGCCGGCAGAACAUAGAUUUCAGCAACGUCGACAUCUCUGAGCUGAGCAGCGAGGUGAUCAACAACAUGGAGACCUUUGACGUCCACGAGUUUGACCAGUACUUGCCUCUCAACGGCCACUCUGCCAUGCCGCCUGACCACGGGCAGAACUCUGCGGCAGGGUCUUACGGGCCUGCCUAUCCCCACCCGACCGGCGGCAGCGGGGCUGGAGCAGCCCAGGUUUGGACUCACAAGAGCCCUCCCGCCACCUCGCCUCCCUCCAACGAAAGUGGGCAGCAGAGGCCCCACAUCAAGACAGAGCAGCUGAGCCCUAGCCACUACAGCGACCAGUCCCACAGCUCCCCGACUCACUCCGACUACGGCUCCUACGCUGCCCAGGCGUGCGCCACUACUGUGUCCUCCGCCACGGCCACCGCCUCUUUUUCCAGUUCCCAGUGCGACUACACAGAUCUCCAAAGCUCCAACUACUACAACCCAUACCCUGGCUACGCUUCCAGCCUCUACCAGUACCCCUACUUCCAUUCCUCGCGCCGGCCGUACGCCACCCCAAUCCUCAACAGCUUGUCCAUCCCUCCCUCGCACAGCCCCACCGCGAACUGGGACCAGCCGGUCUACACAACUCUGACAAGGCCUUGAGAAGGACAGAAGGAGUUGUUGAAGACCUGAGGUCUUCCCUGGACCCCCUCCCCCCCCAAAAGUAUGCACUACACAAGUUCAGAAAUGGAAUGAAGAAGGCGCAGCCCAUGAAAGGAGCACCCCCAUUUUCCCGUCCCAAGUGCCUCCUGUUCUUCUGUAAUGACUUGGCCAUCUGCUCCAAAAAGCCUUUUUGAAAAGUUUUCAGAAGACAAGAGUUCUAUUUUCUUUAUUAUUAUUAAUAAUAAUUAAUAAUAAUUAAUAAAGCAUCUGGACUGAUGGUUUCCUUUGAAUACAUGAAGGACAGUAUAUUCUAACUCCUCUGUGAGGACUUAAAAGAGAAGUGCCACAAUUCGUACGCAGGACAGUGCAAAGUUAAGAAGGAAACAACAAAGGCAUUCCGGGGUCUAUUGCAAUGUGAGGAUGAGUCGGCCUUGGCGCACAGAACCCACCCUAGAUUUUUAAAAUCCUAACCAUUUAAUAAUAUUGAGGGACCACUUGAGAAUCUUUUGGGACCUACCAACCAACUAAUGUCAGAAUUCCUUUGAUUUGUAAUCAAGAGUUCUUCUAAGCAAGGUUUGGCUGUAAUUAACAUUUUUGUUCAGAAGCUUAAAAAAAAGUAUGUUAAGCUCAGAAAAAGGUGUCUUUUUGUCAUUGUUUUGGGGUAAAUCUGUUAAAUAUGUAUUUAUGUUCUGUGUAAUUUUGUCUUUUUUUAAUUAAUGAAGUAAUUCUGUGCAAGAAGUAGAUUUUCUUUUUUAAAAAAGAGAUUUUAAGGAGCAUAAACUAGUGGAGAAAAGAUGAUUUUCCUGCUCCUUAAAAAGAAGGUGGU